Sitophilus oryzae (rice weevil) is the source of this 3965-nucleotide messenger RNA. RefSeq names its product homeobox protein unc-4-like. Bases 362 to 1270 code for a protein of 302 amino acids. The transcript is spliced from 4 exons. Gene Ontology annotation, molecular function: sequence-specific double-stranded DNA binding; DNA-binding transcription factor activity, RNA polymerase II-specific. Lineage: Eukaryota; Metazoa; Arthropoda; Insecta; Coleoptera; Curculionidae. Gene Ontology annotation, biological process: regulation of DNA-templated transcription. The record is from RefSeq and is a predicted model, not a curated record.
CAGGCACCCGAUUGGUUAAAGUGGGUCUAAGCGCCGCCCACGUCACUUCGCAGUCUCUAACCGACCGGCGAAGCCGACCUAAAACCGAAUCCAGUGUCGCUUGGAGAGGUUGGUCGUAUGUCGAGUCAGUUCUCGGAAUCGGGAUAGAGAAUACGCGAUUCAAAAUAGACUUGUUUGGUUUAUGUUGAUAACGCGGGUGAUUGGGGUAGUGAAACUGGGAACAAACUGGAUGUCGAUUAGGAGUCUGGCCUUGUUCAAGCCUUAAACGAAUUGAUUUUUGAAGAAAGAAACGAUUAUGUCGGUAAAGUGACUAGAAGUGUGGUCGAGGUUAUUCGCCAAAGUGUCCACGGAAAACGACAAUAUGGUUUUGGAGUCGGGGGUGUUGCCUCCGCCGCUCCAGAUAUACGCUGCCGCGGCUGCGGCGCAUUUGGCUCCCAGGCCGCCCUGGGCUCCGUUGUUGCAGUUUCCUGGGGCGGCACAGCUGCUGGGUAUGCAAGGGGCCUUCUCGCCUUUGGGUCGGCCGAGGUAUCCUCACGCGCUGGGUCCCGGAUUGAGGGCACCACCUGGGCCACCGUCGGAAGAUUCGGGAAGCGAGUUGAAUGGAAAAGGAGCUGGUAGUAGUGGUGAAGCAGAUUCAGAAUCAGCGGCAUCCAAAAGAAGGAGAAGUAGAACGAACUUUAAUAGUUGGCAGUUAGAAGAACUAGAAAGAGCAUUUUUGGCCAGUCAUUACCCGGAUGUUUUUAUGAGAGAAGCAUUAGCGAUGAGACUAGAUCUUAAAGAAAGCAGAGUAGCAGUUUGGUUCCAGAACAGAAGGGCUAAGUGGAGGAAAAAGGAGCACACGAAAAAAGGACCGGGUCGGCCUGCCCACAAUGCCCAUCCUCAGUCCUGCUCUGGCGAACCCAUUCCUCCGGCAGAAUUGAGGGCGAGAGAAAGAGCGAGACGUCGGAAAAAGUUGCAGAAAGCUUUAGAACGACAAGCAAGAAAACUCAGAGCAAAAGGUAUCACGGUGGAUCUAGUGGCUCUUAAACGCGAAUACCUGGCCCAGAGAGGCACCGACGCUAUGGACAGUGAUAGUGACAUAGACGUGGUCGGCGAUUCGGGAGCCGAAACCGAAAAUUUCGGUGACAAUUCGAUGUUCGCGUCCUCGAUCACAGAUAGCAGCAGUAACGGCGUCGAUCUUACGUCGAGCACGAACGAACUCCCCGACGAAAAAAUCCGACAACGACCGAAUCCCUUCAGUAUAGAUUCCCUACUGAAUAACAACACUUGAACGCGCCCCGACCCUGUUUUAGUGUCGGGCAGUGUAUAUGGAUCCUAGUGGUUUUUGUUCCGGGCAUUGUAUUAAUUUUCGUUUUACGUUAAUAGACCUAUGUUGCAGGAUUUAUGGUGGCUUUAAUAUUCAUUGGCUGUUACUGAAGAAUCUCCAAAACAAAUUCUUAAAAUUUAACAGUUCUGUUUUUAGUAACUGAUCAAAAAAUCAUUACAAAAUAUCAGGGGCUGACUAUCUCACUUCUAUUUAACAAUCUAACAUAAGGCAAGAUCACACGGUCCAAGUGACUUGGACCAUAUACACUUUAAUGUUGCAAUAUAACUGUACUAAUAAUAAUGCUGUACGCGUCUUACUUGUACGCUGUUUUAUAAUAUUGAAUGUCUUAUCUAAGCCGAGUUGGAAGGCUUUUUAACAUCAAAGUAGGGUAGCUCCUAACAUACUUUGAUCCGACGAAGUAUACCAACUCGACCUGGAUAAAACAGUUGAUAUCAUACAAACAGCGUAAAAUUGAGACGCGCGCAUAUAAGUAUAUUUAUAUUGUCGCAUCUGGUUAACUUGAUCCAAAUUACACUUUGGAUCGUGUCAACCGGCUUAUAAAUACAAACUUUCCAGCGGCGAAUCAACAGUUCUCUCUAAAACUCUAAACAAAAUCAAUGGUUAUUGGCAAAAUUUACGUUUAUUGCACGGACAAAAUUUGUAAUGCUAAUCUCAUGGAGUGCUGUAUCUUCUAGUAAGAAGAAAAAAGAGAAAAUUUUCCUUCUUCUAAAGACCUUCUUCUAAAGAAGGAAAAUUUAAUCGGACUAGCCCUCAACAACUUGUAACCGUAUAGCUGUUGAGUCCUAGGCCGAUUAUUUUUUUCUUCUUUUUGUAUAUUUCCCUCAUUAUUUCAAUUUCUGUUCAUCUUCUAGUACAUUUAAUCUAAAUAAUAGAAAAAUCAAUUAAACUGACUUUGACCUUUUAUAUUUAAACGACACCCUUCAUAGUUUAUGGUUGGUAUUAACUGAUUCUUUUUACACUGUAACGGAUUCUUGUACAGUAUAGAAAACAAACCCAGCUUGUUCUUUUUCUGGGAAAAAUUAAAUAACUUUCUGUUAUAGGGUUGAACCCCACCGCUGCCACCAAUUUUAUGUAACAAUUUUUUUUGUAAUAAUAAGUAGGCAUCGAAAUUCAAUGUUCACAUGUCCAAGUGCUGCCACGCUAAAAUAAUUAAAUAUAUUUUAUGCUAUAAUAAUAAUUAAGAUCAAGGUCACGCUAUUAUCAAAGACAUUUUUAUUACAACGCCGACAUUAUCAGUUGUUGUAUCAAACGUUAGAAAAUGCCUCAAUUUUUUUUUAUAAUUUUUAUAGACCAGUUGACUAUGGCAGAUAAUGACGAUCAAGUGCAAAACCAAGACUCCCUUCUUCUUGGUCUUGCCACAAGAUUCGACUUAAAUGGUUCGAAAAAGAGGGGCGUAUUAACUAGUAGAGGAAUAUUAGGUAUGUUUCGAUAAAGUAAAAAUUGAUUAUAAUCGAUAUAUCAAACCGCUAAACCAUAGGUUUUAAGAGAAUUAAAAAAAAAUAUUUUUUGGGCUGGCAAUUGCACAAUUGCAACCCAUAUCUUAUACGAGACAAGUCAAGACAAUAGAGGAUUUUAAAACUUCCUUUUUGCUUAUAUGUAUCAAAUUAUCAUUGUGAAAUUGAUGAUAUUUUGAUAUUAUUGAAUCAAAAUAUUAAAAAAGUAGCUUCUUAUAAUUCCGAAAAAUUACCUAAACAAUAAGCAGCCAAAAUAUAGUAAAUUGUCUAGUAAAUUUUGUCUAGAAAUUAAAAAGUAUUAUGAAAAUCACUUGCCAUAUGUUAUCAACACCAUUCCUGCAAUAUGGGCCUAUUUAACUGACUGUAAAAACUAUGAAACGUUAAUACUUAAAUUAUACGAUAUAAAUUUUUGUUCCUUUUUUCUACUUAACACGCAUCGCAUACUGUAUAGCACUAAUAUAUUUGGUUUUAAUAUGUUUAUAUUAUAAUUAUUUACUGUUAAAUAUCCUUUCUUAUACGGGUAGAGGUUACUAUAUAAAUAUUAUUGUAUAAAAUUUUAAAAAUUUUAUUUUUCUUACAAAAUUGUUAGGUCCAGUUAAAUACUCUCGUGCAAUAUUAUUUUUACAAAAGUGAAUUAUUUAAUUUAUUUGAAAUUCGUGGUGUUACAAUAAUAUUCCAACAUAUUUUCACAAAUUUCAUACAAACAAUUUGGGACACCGUAUUAUCUGUUGAAAUUAAACAAUUAACUUGAGCACAUAUUUACCAGCUUUCUUCACACCAAAAACAUUUUUUUAAAUUAAGCCUCACUGUGAAUAAAUAAAUUUAAUAUCUUUUUAGCUAGAAACUUCCGUACUAUUUAUAUUUUUCUACAAUUCUUUUUGUGAUAAUUCUUUACAUUAUAUUCUAUAAAAAACGUUGUAAAUAUUUUGUAAACAUAUCUUUAGAUUUAGGCGAAUCCCUUUUACCUAUUUAACUUAUUUUCUUGUAUAUAUAUAUAUCGACAAAAUGUAAAUGACCCUGUGUAUAAAAUGCCGCCCAUAAGACAAAACGAUGCUGUAUUUAAUAAAAAAAUAUAAGUACCUUUAAAUUGUAAUAACUAGUUUUAAUUUUUCGAAUACAGAGUGUUGUGGCUAAAACCAUUCCAUUACGGAUUGUUACGUUUAUUUAUGUAUAUUUUAAUGAAA